AUGGCACCCUCCAGAGCACUCGCCGGCCUGCUCGCGGCCGGGCGUCGGGCUCCCCAGGCCGCCGGCGCCGGCGCUCAUAGCAGCCGCUUCGUUCUGCCCAGGACCUACCACUCGUACGACCACCCGCCGCCCCCCGGCGUCUUCAACGCCGCCGAGAAGGCCAUCCUCUCCGCCGCCUACGCCCACGUCCCGGAGCACGGCUUCACUCAGCAUGCCCUGUCCCUCGGCGCCCGCGAUGCCGGCUACCUGGACAUCAGCACGAGCCUGCUGCCCGCCGGCCCCUUCAGCCUGAUCAAGUACCACCUCGUCACGAAGCGCGAGGCGCUGGCGCCCAAGAGCGCCGGCAUCUUCGGCGGCCCUGCUGCCGCGCAGGCCCAGGCGGUGCCGGUGGAGGCCAAGGUUGAGCGCCUCACCUGGGAGAGGCUGCAGGAGAACCGCGACGUCAUUCACCGCUGGCAAGAGGCUCUCGCAAUCAUGGCCCAGCCAUCUCUCGUUCCGGCCUCCCUGCACGAGCUUGCCCUCCUGGCCGACGAGAUCUACCACCUGUCCGGCGACAAGUCGGUCGACCCGAGCUGGUACACGAAGCGGGCCUCCCUCUCCACCAUCUACGCCUCGGCCGAGCUGUUCAUGACGAACGACCGGUCCCCCGGCUUCGGCGAGACCCGGGCGUUCCUGCAGAGACGGCUGAAGGAGAGCUCGGGCGUCGGUGCGGUGCUGGGCAACGUUGCACAGUGGGUCAGCUUCACAGCGGCGGCGGGGGUCAACGUGCUCAGAAGCAAGGGCGCCAGGAUAUAA
This is a messenger RNA of Neoarthrinium moseri, 795 nucleotides long. RefSeq lists its product as uncharacterized. Bases 1 to 795 code for a protein of 264 amino acids. Gene Ontology annotation, molecular function: lipid binding. Gene Ontology annotation, biological process: ubiquinone biosynthetic process. Gene Ontology annotation, cellular component: mitochondrial inner membrane. NCBI's taxonomy places the organism in Eukaryota, Fungi, Ascomycota, Sordariomycetes, Amphisphaeriales, Apiosporaceae. The record is from RefSeq and is a predicted model, not a curated record. The transcript is spliced from 2 exons.